AUGGCGGAAUCUGGCGAAAAGAGUGACGAUGGCCCGAAGCCUGUUGGGUUCUUCGACCCGGCGCUGUCGUCGACUCGCAAAUCGGUGUUCUUCCAAUGGGCGCGCACAGUUCUUAUGCUCUGCGUCUUUAUUCUCUGCGUGCUUUCCCUCUACUGGGCUGUACAGUUUCGUGUCGAGGCCAAACUUCCGAAUCUAAAAGUGUGGGUUGUCGAUUUCGAUGCCUCGUCCGAUGCGGUCGUGGGCCCCGCCGUCACAGACCUCGCGCAAUCCAUCAUAGACUCCGACACUCGGACCGUGGGGUAUGUGAUAAAACCUCCGACAGAGUUCAACAACGACCCCGUGGCCGUUCGCCAAGCGGUGUACGACGAGCACUGCUACGCUGCCAUCGUGGUCAAUUCCAACGCCAGCGCAGCCCUCCGAGCAGCAGUCAGUGGGGGAAACGAUGCAUACAACCCCUCGGACGCUGCGCAGUUUGUCACAUUAUCUGCCAGGGACCAGUCCACCUACUCCAGCUAUAUAACACCGGCUCUCAACUCGUUCGAGCUGCAGCUCCGUUCGGAGUUUGGGCCGGGAUGGGUGAGCAGCCUGGCCGAGCAGUCGGUGAAUUUAUCCCGAGCUGCUCCUCAGGCGUUGAAUCCAGCAGUCGGUUUUGAGACUGUGGAUUUGAGGCCGUUCUCUCGGGCUGUGUCGACGCCGGCGGUCACCAUCGGUCUGAUCUACCUGAUCAUUAUCGCCUUUUUCGCCUUCCCUUUCCUCAUGCCCAUCCACGCGCAAUUCAUCAAGGGCGACCAUCCUCCGCUAAAGAUCCCGCACUGGCUCGUGUGGCGCAUCUCCUCAGAUAUCGCCGCGUACUUUUUCAUGUCGCUGUUUUACUCCUUCGUGUCGCUGGCGUUCCAGAUUCCGUUCACCAACUCUCCGGCGCCGGAUACGGUCAGCGCUGACGAGCCAAAUGCCUAUGGCCGUGGCUCCUUUGUUGUCUUUUGGAUGCUUAACUUUUUGGGGAUGGCUUCGCUCGGUUUGCCUUGCAUAAACAUGGCGAUGAUUCUUGGAUUCCCUUGGUCUAGUUUGUGGUUGAUCUUCUGGGUUAUCACAAACGUAGCCACAGGAUUCUAUGCCCUGGACCUGGCCCCCGGGUUUUUCCGCUGGGGAUACGCGUGGCCGUUGCACCGAAUUGUCGAGGCGUCGCGGACCAUCCUGUUCGGCACACACUCGCGCAUCGGCCUGGACUUUGGCGUCUUGUUCGCGUGGGUUGGAGUUUCCAUUUUAUUCUUCCCCUUUGCGGCGUUUGUCAUGCGCUGGAAGAUGAAGCGGGGGAUGUAA
This is a messenger RNA of Aspergillus calidoustus, 1320 nucleotides long. The record is from the annotation of a GenBank genome assembly. NCBI's taxonomy places the organism in Eukaryota, Fungi, Ascomycota, Eurotiomycetes, Eurotiales, Aspergillaceae.